CACACACACACACACACCCCUUGCGGUGUUUUCCGGGAUCACGCCACUUGCUUCCACUUGGGAUCCAGCAGCAGCGAUAUGGCUGAUCAUCACCGGAUGGGACGGUGCCGUUCGUGAGCGAAAGUUAGCACACAAAUAAUGAGUCAUUACAGGUCCACGAUGCACUCGAUCAGGCGACGGGACACUGCGGCAGGCCGUGUGACGCUGGGGUAGGAAUUAUCCGACGGGGGUUAACUGGUAAUUUUGGUGUGUUUCACGGCAAAGUUACUGGAGGAACUUGUCGCAGUGGAUCCCCGGCGUGCUGCCCGGAUUACCAAUACACAAGUGGAACAAUAGUCUCCUGCAGCAGAAACACAAGCAGGCCCGUGGGCCCCGGUGGUGCGGUUGAGAAGAUGGACAGGAUGAAGAUAAUCAAGCGGAGGCUGUCCAUGUCUCUACGCAGCGCUCGGCCCGUCGAUGAUUCUCUGUCCGAACUCGCAGAGCAGAUGGCCCUGGAUGAGCCAUCCACAGCCAGAGACAACGAGCCCAUGGUGGUGUGUGCUGUGCACCCCCCUGCCUCCCAUAGCGCUCCCUCCUUCCUGCGUCAGUAUGCCGGUCAUCUGGGCCGCACCGCCCUGCGCAGAGAGCCGGGUGGGGGGCUGGAAAGAGACAGAGCCUUCCUGAGCCUGCACAGGACUGGAUCUCUGGGUCCCCCUCCGACCGGUCCUAUGAGAAACCAGUGCUUGCAAAAGGUUCCGAGAUGCACUUUCAAAUGUCAGCUGUUUGAAUCCUGUGGAAUAAUGGAUAUGUCAGACAACCCCCAAAGGUGCCCAGCUCGUGCUCCCAGGGUGGGAGACUCUAGGAUGGGGGAGGCUAGAAUGGGAGAAGGGAUAAGGAUGGGGGAGAGAGACGCGCCGCUGAGGCUGUCACCUUUCCGUAUGCUUCGAGUGCUGGACUCAUGCCGUCCUCCAGGAAACCGUAUUGGCAUCGUCCAUGAAAAUGUGAAGAUGGGUUCAGAUGGGGAGAGCGACCAGGCAUCUGGGACGUCCUCUGAUGAGGUCCAGAGUCCAGUUAGGGUCCGCAUGAGGAACAACCACCAUCGACGCAUCUCUAAUGAGGACAUAAACAAACGUUUGUCUCUCCCAGCUGAUAUCAGGCUACCGGAGGGCUACUUGGAGAAGUUUGCCAUGAACAGCCCACCCUUUGACAAACCCAUGAGCCGCAGGCUUCGACGCGCAUCAUUGUCUGAAAUCGGCUUUGGGAAACUUGAAACCUACAUCAAACUGGACAAACUAGGGGAGGGAACCUAUGCUACAGUGUUUAAGGGGCGAAGCAAGUUAACGGACAAUUUGGUAGCUCUGAAAGAGAUCCGACUGGAGCACGAGGAGGGCGCACCCUGCACAGCUAUCCGAGAAGUGUCUCUGCUGAAAGACUUGAAGCACGCCAAUAUUGUCACUCUCCAUGACAUUAUCCACACUGACAAGUGCCUGACACUCGUGUUUGAGUACCUGGAAAAAGAUCUGAAGCAAUACAUGGACGACUGUGGGAGCAUCAUGAGUGUUCACAAUGUCAAGAUCUUCUUGUUCCAGCUUUUAAGAGGUCUUGCGUACUGCCACAGAAGAAAGGUCCUACACAGAGACCUUAAACCCCAGAAUUUGCUCAUCAAUGAGAAAGGAGAGCUCAAACUGGCAGACUUCGGUUUGGCACGAGCCAAGUCUGUCCCUACGAAGACCUACUCAAAUGAAGUCGUGACAUUAUGGUACCGGCCUCCGGAUGUGCUGCUGGGCUCCACUGAGUACUCUACACCCAUUGACAUGUGGGGUGUGGGUUGCAUCUUUUAUGAAAUGAUCACAGGCAGACCUCUCUUCCCUGGAUCAACUGUGGAGGAUGAACUUCACCUCAUAUUCCGCAUCCUUGGUACUCCUACAGAAGAGACUUGGCCUGGUAUCACAACCAGUGAAGAGUUUAAGACGUACAAUUUUCCCCACUACCACGCAGAGCCCCUCGUCAACCAUGCACCCAGGAUAGACAACGAUGGUCACGACUUGCUCUCAAUGCUCUUACAGUUUGAGGCGAAGAAGCGUGUAUCAGCUGAGGACGCCUUCCGACACGCGUAUUUCAGAAGUCUUGGGGAGCAGGUUCAAACGCUGGCUGACACUGCAUCUAUCUUCUCUGUAAAAGGCAUUCAGCUUCAGAAAGAUCCAGGGAAGAGAUCCUCCGUCUACCCAGAGUCAACGGUGGCCCAUAGGCUAGGCUCUGCACCCUCGCAGUACUUCCAGAGAGAGGCAGCCAAUCCCAGGGUUCAGAGUCACAAUCUCUCCUCCACUUCCACUGGCUGAGUGGCCUCUACCGUUCUGGUAAAUACUGUCUCUUUCACUCUGUCUGCCUUCUGUUCGGGUAACCUUCUCUUUUUUUCUGUUUGGCUGUCACCUGACCUUUUUGUCUUCUCUGUCGCCACCUUGUCUUUGUUGCAAACGUAUUUUAUGUAUGACUCUCACACAUGCUGAACUGCUCUAAAUGCCACUACGUUUCUCUUCACUCCUUGUUUUCCAGAAAGAAAUCAACAUAUCGUUCAUUACCCGUUUCAGUCUCUCGUUAUUUUUUGUCAUCUCAAUUUUAUUCUAUUCGUCCCCAUUCUUUCUUCUGCUGGCCUCCCUCACAUUUCAAGCCCUGUGCCCACGAGCAUCAUCUCAGCUUUCACCUACCUAAUCCUGUUUUUCUCAGAGCAAGCCACUCCCAGUGCUCAUUUCAGGAAUCAAAGAAGGCAAUGCUAUAUUCAUAAAAGCAAAGAAUGUGAUGAGAGAACCAGGAGUCAUUCGAUUAUUUUUCAUUUGCAGUCCUUUUUAGGUUUCUGCAGCGAGAGAUGUAGCCUUUUGUUGAAGUCUGUAAGUGGGGGUUUUGUGUUGUGUGGACUUCAUUGAUUUUGUGUUAUAAAGGCUUUUUUUUGCAUUAGCAUGGAGUAUUUGUUUUACAGCUGUAUGUUACAGUUUUUGGUAAGUAUGAUUUAGCUUCAGCAACGUGGGAUUACACACACAGUAUUGUAAAUUACUGUGAGCAGUAAUUAUUUGAUCAGUAAUAAUAAUACUUAUACACUAUAUGGAGAAAAGUAUCCAUCCGUGAGUUUUUGUUUAUUUUCUUGUCUACCUUUCUUGUUGCAACAUGACAUCGCUCUGGUUUUAAGAAGUAUAUCACUAGGAAAUUGUUUGAUUUUUAAUUAUUUAUUCAGUAAAAUGUUCCACAUUGUGUGUUUCACAACAAGGAAAACAAAUCUGGUGGAACUGAUUGAAUAGUAGCUAUUUCCCUGUGUGCAUGAAUAAAAUUUUAACAGAAAACGAUGCUGAACCAGCCAGUCCUUUUCACCCAACAUCAGUAUCUGCUGUCACUGAAGCUCUUGAGGCUGAAUGGGAGCAAAUCCCUGCAACCAGGUUCCAAAAUCUGGUGAAAAGCCUUUUUUUAGGAGAAUGGAAGGAGAUUAAUGGAUGUGGUUUAGGAAAGACUCAUUAAAUACACCCAGCUACACCUUGCUAAAAAAACACUCAGUCAAAUACAUUAAUCUAGCAAUAAAUUGUACCUUUAUGAAGCUUAUAAUGUUUAGUUCUAAACUGUUUUAUGAUCAACUUAAUGCUUGUAGUUUAUGUUCUGCAUCCUAUUUGAGCCAUAAGUAUAUAACAUUAACUAUUAGUAACUCUUUAUUUAAUUCACUACUUAUAACUGUAAAAAUGAAUCAAUGCAUCUUUAAAAUAGUUUUAACAAAAUAUUAUCGCAUUCAUGGACAUGUUCUUCAAAGCAGUUGUUUUGUUUUAAACUGGAUGCACCAAAAAGACUAAUGUUUGUGUGUCGAGCUGCAACAAUGACUUCUUUAAUAUGUAAACACAGAAUGAAGCCAUCACUAUUUUAAUAAUUUAAUUAUUUUUUUUCAAGAAAAAUGCAGAACAUUUGAUGGCUGCAGGUUUUCAAAAUAUGAAUUUGCUUUUUUUCUUGCAAUUCAGCAAUUUAGUGAUUUGGGGAUUCUUGAACAUGUGAGGAAUCACAUUCAGGCUUUUUUUUUUAUUGCAAUAUUUCCUUAACCAAGUGAUAAAUUGAUUGUUUGAUGAAUUUAAACAUUGGUUAAUUAAUCAGUAGUGAAAGUUCUCAUUGUUGCAGCCUGAUGUGUGACCAGUAUUUUUGGCUCCAUGGUGUAGAUUUUGAGCUGCUGGCAUGGUGUGAAAUUUGCAGGUAUGUGGUGAUGUUUGCGUGUCCAAAUCAAAUCCAAGCUUUUUUUUUCCUCACAUUUCUCUCUCCUCCCUCUGUCUGUCUCUCUCUGUGUCUCUCGCAGCCCAGGGGAAGAGCAGGAGGCAGAGUGUGUUGUUUUAGUGCUGGCGGAGGCGAUGAGAUGAGGAGGACAGUGACACGUGGAGCUGUCUUGUCAGACAUACAUUCACUGACCCUGCCACACACACACCGAAGGAGUGACACACCCUGCCACAUAAACACACACAAAUACUGAAGAAAAAACACACACACACACACACACACACACACACACACAGCAAAACGACAACUAAACCACACACAACUAAGGCUGAAGAAUUCCUAUUUAAAAAUAACGACUCAGUUCAACCCUAACGACAAAAAGAAGUUUAAAAAAUGUGCGUGAUGCUGGAAGAAAAGUGGGAGAGUCUGCGAUUCUCCUUGCUGCUACUACCGCCGCUGCCCAGAGGAGGGCAGCGUUUAGGAUGUGAGCUGACUCGGAUUUGAAACAGAACUUGCUGUAUCAGUGAGCUGUAAGGAGGAAGUGGACGCAAAUCAAAGGCAAAGAAAGAGAUGUGGAGCCCCGUCGCUCUCUUUUAUGUUUUUUUUUCUUUUUUGUUGAUGUACAUAAAGAGACUGAUGAGCUGUAGAACUCUGCUUUUUCAUGACACACCUAAGCCUGAAUCCAAACUCUAAAUAUUGCACCUCAACUCUAAACCCUUGCCUAAUCUCUUGACCCUUUAUUACAUGAUCUCUAAAAAAAAAAAACAGACACAAAAUCUCUCUUUCUCUCUUGCUCUCUCAUUCUCUAUCUUUCUCUCUUAAACACACACAGACACACUGAUGGUUCACUUGAAAGUUACGAGUGUGUAUAACAUUGGAGUUUACAAAGAUAAACCUUUGCACCUUAUUGUCCAGUAGAGAUCAGGGUGGCUGUCAUUACCUCAUCUGUCACUCGAACAGAGUAGGAUGUAAAGUACACGAUAGAGAUAUUGGAAUGGCGAAGAAUCAAAAUGACAGACCAAAAAAAAGAAAAAGCAGCAACGUCUCACUAACCAUAGGAAAUGGACAGACGUGUCGCACACUUCACCGCUCUGGAAUUGAAAACACUCUGCGAUCAACAUGCCAGUAGUAGACAUUAAUUACAUCUAUCACAUCCUCAUAUGCUGUAAAGAACACUACACAACAUUGAAGGACAGAGAGGUAAAGGAAGUGUACAAAUUCUCACCUGCUUAUUCCUAGACACCCCCUUCCUCUUUUGCCUUGACUCAGAAGUUGUCUUGAUCCGUUGUCUGAUGUACAGGUGUUGAUGUUGAACUGUCCUCUUUGCACCUGAUUUUACCUCUUUAGACAAUUAGUAGAUCAUUCAGCAGCCCCACCCUCUCCUCCCCCGAGUCCAUGUGCAUUUAUUUUUUUUACUCAUUUUUUUUUCUAAAUCUGUAUAUAUGAUCGUAUAUUUUACUUGUCAGAAGCAAUGAUAAUUCCAGGAUGCUGUUCUCAGUCUUUACAGUAGGUGACUGGCUGGGGACGUGUUGCACAUUCCUUGAGCUCAGGACUUAUUGCUAGUGUCGUUACGUGGAUGCAGUGAGGUACAGAUGUUGUCUCCUCUGUGGAGCACGUGGCCUGAAACCUUUUGCUGGUUUCAACUGUAUGCGAAGGCAAAGAAAGAUUUCUCUGCAUCAACCUGUCAGUCUGCUGUGUCGUCCGUUCUCUGUUAAUUUGACCAUAACUUCAGAUACUACCUGACCCAUGUCCUUUCUCAUCAUCUCUUUCAGCAUGUUUCCGUAUUAAACACAGAUGUUUUUAAUUGAUAUGUGAAAUAGCUGCUGCUGGGAAAAGGAAUACCUCCUUUGAAGUUUGCAUGGGACAUGACCUUAUCACAUGAUUUUUAUACACCAAACGCAUCAACAUCUAGAGACUGUACCUGAAAGAACAUGACAACACACUGGUCAGCAACGGUGUGAUGUGCUCGCAGCACUGGGACCAGAUAGUUUGUAUGACAAAUCUGACUCAUCCUCUGGGUGUGUACUACAGUAGAAACUGUUCCAUAGCCUGUCUAACUGGGCUAUGAUGUAUCCCGAAGCACUCAGACAACCUGUUGUUUUACGCUGUUAAUAACAACAGACUGCCAGAAACAACAAGACUAAAGUCAGUCCUCCAAGCACCAGGUGUUCAAGCACACAACUGUUUCACACACUGAUCAGGUGACAUGUCAACAUGUACUGUAUCUAUGAGGUGGCCUGUGAGUGUAGUUUGGAGUUUCCUGUACCUCAGGCACUGACCUCGGCUCAUUUCUGCAUCUUUUUCCCCAAAAUGGAUUCGGAAAAGGGAGAAGUGAUCCCACGUCUGUGCCUGUCAGAAGGACUACUUAUUUCCCCAGAGUGUGACAGUAUGUAGCAUGUACAUAGAUGAUCCCUCACUCUGUAUAUACAAAAGUGUACAGGUUUGAUACAGCUAUUCACAUUCUGGCUUUUUUGCUUUUUGCUUUUUUCUUUAAUGAAAGUCAUAGCAAUAUUUCUGUAAUCAAUAAAAAGCCAUGGUAAUAGGAUGAGUAUGAUUGCAUUUGUGUUUAUUUAGGAAGGUGACUGUGAACGAUCAAACUGUGAGACUUGAUGAAAAUAAUGACAGUUUCUUUUUUGGUUUGUUUUUUUAUUUUCUUGUUCUUUGUUUGCUGUUAAACAUGCUGGAUCCAAAAGGCUGGAAUGAAGUAUCAUGUUGCAAAGGAGUAUAAGACACUGAUUUUUUAAAUUUUUUUUUGCUUUUUAUCAAUGAAAGCCAUAAAGGUGACAAAGGUCUGCUGGUGUGUGAGGGGUGUAUACCAUGUUUGAGGACAGACCUUAAGAAGCAAAAAGGAUUUGUACACCUAAUAAAAAAUAAUAAUAAAAAAUAAAUCAUGUAAUAA
Molecule: messenger RNA, 7111 nt
Organism: Amphiprion ocellaris (clown anemonefish)
Lineage: Eukaryota; Metazoa; Chordata; Actinopteri; Pomacentridae
Product: cyclin-dependent kinase 17-like
Exons: 19
Coding region: 393-2318 (641 amino acids)
Biological process (GO): exocytosis; neuron projection development; protein phosphorylation
Cellular component (GO): nucleus; cytoplasm; synaptic vesicle
Molecular function (GO): ATP binding; protein kinase activity
Source: RefSeq, a predicted model, not a curated record